AUGACACCCAACAUCGACACCCUCCCUGCAGAGAUUAUCGAAGCCAUUAUCUCCCGUCUGGAUGAUGGCGACGUUAUGAAACUGAGCACAAUCUGCAAAGCACUGAGAGCACGCACAGCACAUCGAGUCUUCCAUACCAUCCGAUUCUCCAACGACCCACGCAUUGGAGACGCUGCGCUGGCGGCAGGACGUUUAAAAGUGUCGGCUGCAGUGACACUUGAAGAGGUCGCCGCCGCCUUUGAGACAUUGAAGAGCUCGGCUGGCACCGCUCCGGCGCCGCCAGACCUCGAUGCCGCGAGCAAUUCCGAUGGCGAAGUUACCCAACCGCUAGCCAACCCUGCGCCUGACCAUGAGCUUCUCGCGGGCCAGUUCGAGACCCUAAGCGCCCUAGAAGACGAGCUAUACGACUACGCCGCACGCGCCGGCUUCAGCAUCUACCGCCUGCGCUCAUCGAAUAAGUUGAAGGAGUUUGGGUACACCAGGGUCGACUACAGCUGCGCCCAAAGCAAGAUACAGUCCUCCAUGGCCAAGUCUCGAUCAACAAGCACCAUCAAGCGGGAUUGCAGCUGGCAAGCUACGGCCAAGGCACUGGCAGGCAACGGCCGUCGCUGGACCCUCGAGAUUCGGCCUGGGUUUGAGGCGCACAACCACGAAGUCGGCGUCAUCAAGAGACGCUUCACUCAGGAGCAGAAAGACUAUAUUGCUACCUUUGGAGACCGCCCUGCCAUAAGCAACCGAGAGUUGGCCGAGGGCCUUCGAGAACGGUUCCCUGGCAUCAUCUUCACGCGCCGCCAGCUCAUGGACCAAGUUGACGCCCAACGCCGCAAGAUUGGCGCUCCUGCCCCUGAGACCACCAUCACGGACUACGAUACAGCUAUGAAGAAUGCCGUGCAGCGCGUGUACCCUCUCGCCACGCCUCAGAUUUGUAUCUUCCACGUCAACAAGAACGUAGUGUUGAACAUCAAGAGAAAGUGGGAUAAGAAGGCGGCCGAGGCGGUACGCCGCGAACACGUUGCUGCCCAGCUUCGGGCCAGCACCCAGGGUACGCAAGGGGGUGACACUGAUGAUCACCAGCCUACCCAGGGCACACUGGGCGACCCUAUUCGCGGCGAUCCCGCUGCGGAACAGCCUCGAGGCAGCCAAUUGCGCGAGGAGGGCCUUGACGACGAAGAUAUGGCUGUUGUGAGACGGCUGAAUCGUAUCGCAAUUGAUCCGCACCAGCCAGGGGCUACCCCAGCCGAUCCAGCGCAAGUUGAGCACUCGAUGGCUGGCAUUUACGAGCUCUGGGGUCAUGUUUUGUAUGCCAUAGACCUAGAUGGCUUCAAUACGGCUUGGGAGCGCCUCAAGGCCUUCUUUUCCGAGCAAACGGCGAUCAUCGAGUAUCUUCAACAGACCUAUAUGGUGAUAGCUCCUGAGUGGGCUACCUGCUACGUCAACAAGCGCCGCAACUAUGGCCAACGCACCACAUCGCCAGUUGAAUCGGUUAACCGGUAUAUCAAGAGCUACGUGGUCAAUGGCAACAGUACCGUGCUGCAGGUGGUUGAACAGAGCAUCAAGAUGGUCGAUUCGAUGGCUGAACAGAUCAAAGACGAGCGAAACAAGCAGCAAACCUCGAUCCGGCGCGAGUAUCUUGGCAAGGCGUGGCUUGGCACUGCCCCCUAUCACAUCGCCAUCAAAGCCUUGAAGAUGGUUGAGCAGCAGUACCGGUUGAUGCUUCCUGCUGUGCCUACGCCAGCGAAGCCGAACCCAGCGCCUUUGCCCGCCUGUACUAACAAAUUUACUGCGCAAUGGGGGAUUCCCUGCUCACACAGGCUUCUUCAGAAGCACCAGGGCGGGCAAUUACAGCUCGUGAAGCUGGACUUCGACCCCUUCUAG
Chaetomium globosum CBS 148.51 is the source of this 1875-nucleotide messenger RNA. RefSeq lists its product as uncharacterized. The record is from RefSeq and is a predicted model, not a curated record. The transcript has 5 exons. Gene Ontology annotation, biological process: regulation of DNA-templated transcription. Bases 1 to 1875 code for a protein of 624 amino acids. NCBI's taxonomy places the organism in Eukaryota, Fungi, Ascomycota, Sordariomycetes, Sordariales, Chaetomiaceae. Gene Ontology annotation, molecular function: protein binding.